Molecule: messenger RNA, 1246 nt
Organism: Zerene cesonia (dogface butterfly)
Lineage: Eukaryota; Metazoa; Arthropoda; Insecta; Lepidoptera; Pieridae
Product: prostaglandin reductase 1-like
Exons: 1
Coding region: 58-1065 (335 amino acids)
Biological process (GO): prostaglandin metabolic process
Cellular component (GO): cytoplasm
Molecular function (GO): 2-alkenal reductase [NAD(P)H] activity; 15-oxoprostaglandin 13-reductase [NAD(P)+] activity
Source: RefSeq, a predicted model, not a curated record
UUAAUCUUUAUUCAUGACUCAGUUACUUAACGACUAUCACGGUUAAAUCACGCAAACAUGGUUAAAGCUCGAAAAUAUGUCGUUAGAAAACAUUUCGAAGGAUUUCCUAAACGCGAUGACUUUCAUAUUGUGGAAUAUGAAUUACCUCCUUUACAAAGCAGUGAAAUUCUCAUCAAAACAGAAUGGAUAAGUGUAGAUCCAUACCAACGAGCAUACAACAGGAAAUUUCCCACCCCAUUUGACCAAUUCGGCUUCAUUGUGGGAACAGUAGAAGAUUCCAGAAAACCUCGAUUCCAAAUUGGUGACAAAGUCGUUGCACAUUGUAGCUGGUGUAAUUAUUGCAUUAUUAAUCCAAAUGAAGUUAAUUCUAAAUUGGAUAUUGUGUAUAAACUUCCAGAUUUAAGAGGUUUAUCACCAUCUCUUGGCAUAAGUGCAAUAAGCGCUGUAGGCGCCACAGCAUAUUUUGGAUUUCUUGAAAUUUGUCAUCCUAAAGCUGGUGAAACUGUUGUUGUGACUGGUGCAGCUGGCGCAGUUGGUUCUAUUGUUGGGCAAAUUGCUAAAAUUAAAGGGUGCAAGGUUAUCGGUUUUGCAGGAACAGAUGAUAAAGUUGCAUGGCUCCAGAACGAGCUGGGAUUUGAUAAGGCGUACAAUUACAAAACUUGCAAUGUAAAUGAAGUACUUAAAAUCGCUGCUCCGAACGGUGUAGACUGUUUCUUUGAUAAUGUUGGCGGAGAAAUGAGCAGUAUGAUCAUAAACCACAUGAAUGAUUUCGGUAGAGUGUCUGUUUGCGGUAGUAUCAGCGCAUAUAAUGCUGAUGUUUCUCAGUUACCAAAGGCUCCUAUUUUACAAUUAGACAUUGUUAUGAAGCAGCUGAAAAUUGAAGGAUUUUUAGCUCAUCGAUGGCUUGACCGUUGGCCAGAAGCAUUUGAAGAGCUUAUAAAUUGGAUUUUAGAAGGUAAAAUAAAAAUAAAGGAACAUAUCACUGAAGGGUUCGAUAAUGUAUUUGAGGCCUUUAUUGGAAUGUUAACCGGAAAAAAUACCGGUAAAGCUAUUGUGAAGAUAUAGACACGACGCAUACACAUCAUAAAAAAACAUGAUCAUGAUAAAAAUAUUAUUUUAAAUUUAAAGUAACUAACUAACUUACGUAACUUACUCUAGUAACUAAUUAACUAACGAAUAAGAAUGUCACAAUAAUCAAUUCAGAUUUUUUCCAUAAAAAUGCAUGUUUAAUCAAAUAAACUCUUUU